UUUUUUUUUUUUUUUUUUUUUUUUUUUUUUCCCUAACCGUCUGGUAGGGAUUUUAGUGGAAGCCGUGGUCUGUCGGGAUGAGUUUUCUGCUGCCCAAACUGACCUGUAAGAGGGAAGUGGAUCAGGCAAUAAAAAGCGUGGCCGAGAAGGUUUUGGUUCUCCGGUUUGGAAGAGAUAACGAUGCUGUUUGUCUGCAGCUUGAUGAUAUUCUUGCAAAGACAGCUCACGACCUAAGUAAAAUGGCGGUCAUUUACCUGGUGGAUGUGAACAAGGUUCCAGUGUACACCCAGUAUUUUGACAUCAGUUAUAUUCCGUCUACUGUGUUUUUCUUCAAUGGACAGCACAUGAAGGUUGAUUAUGGGUCUCCAGAUCAUACCAAAUUUGUAGGAAGCUUCAAAACAAAGCAAGACUUUAUAGAUCUGAUUGAAGUGAUUUACCGUGGAGCAAUGCGUGGAAAGCUCAUUGUGAGAAGCCCUAUUGAUCCCAAUAACAUUCCUAAAUACGACCUUCUCUACCAAGGCAUUUAAUGGGUUGACCCGAGAUAAAGAAUUAUGGAAAUGGCUGAUGUUCUAGAUCCUUUUUUUUGCUUCAAGCGUUUUUAGCCACCUCUGACACCGUGGGACAGUUUGAGCAUUUAUGUUGAAGGAUCAUAUUGGUCUCCUUCUGAAGACAGACAUUCUGUCACCUCCUUCUUCUCUUGUAAAUAAAGCUACAUGUUCAUGCGUAGAAUUCAUGCAAGUGCCUGUUCUUUGAGUUGCAUGCUGACCAGCACCCACAAAACAG
Molecule: messenger RNA, 783 nt
Organism: Nipponia nippon (crested ibis)
Lineage: Eukaryota; Metazoa; Chordata; Aves; Pelecaniformes; Threskiornithidae
Source: RefSeq, a predicted model, not a curated record